AUAAGUAGAAAUGAAAAGGUUGCUAAUAUUGUCGUUCAGACAUUUAAUGGAUUUAAUUGUUAAAUUGGAAAACAUCUGCUCGCUUUUUCCCCUUACCUCUCCCUCUGUGCGAUGGUUCGGUCUCACCACACAGAUUUCAUUCAUAAAAUUCCAGCUCACUAUAAAAGGCGGGCCUCUCCACUAUCUGCACAGUUACCAUUUAUGAACCCGGCAAAUGGAAUAUAAGUAGGGGUUCAGGCGUCCGUUUUCUACUUAGAUUAGAUAGACAUUUCUAUCUUUUUAUGCAGAGAUUUUUUUAAGACGACAACAUGCAUUCAGACUCCAGCACUGAGUUCGACUCAUCGUCCAGCUGUAGCACAGCAUCGCCUGGCGGGGACACCCCUGGGUGCAGCCAGCAUCCUCCUGACUCGCUUUCAUCAUCAGUGGACAGCGCCAAGGAGACCAGUGCAGCAGCAGCAGACUCCUUUGUUCCGACUGUGACUGCAAUCUCAACCUCGCCGGAUCUAAGGUGGAUGGUGCAGCCGACAGUCAUCACAUCUGUCUCCCCGGCGUCCGGCCGCGCUAAGACCAAAACUCGCGGCGGCUCGACCCAGUCGUCUUCCCCGCCAGGUGCAAACAAGGCAAAGCCCUCCAACAGGAAAGGGCUAAAAGACAAGCCUUCCAAAGAGGAGGAGGAGAGGAGGAGGAUCAGGAGGGAGAGGAACAAAAUUGCUGCAGCAAAGUGUCGUAACAGACGAAGGGAGCUGAUAGACACUCUGCAAGCUGAGACGGACACGCUUGAAGAUGAGAAGUCUGCCCUCCAGACGGAGAUAGCCGACUUGUUGAAGGAGAAGGAGAGGCUGGAGCAGGUUUUAGCGACCCACAAGCCAUCCUGCAAGUUCCCCGCGAAUGAUGCUGAUGAUAAUGAUGCUGAUGAGGAGGAGGAUGAUAAUGAAGAUGACGUUGACACAAUGCUGCAGGAUCCUCCGGCCUCCCCACAGCUGCUGUCCAUCUUAGAGAAUGUAAAAACCCCAGAGAGCAACACAAACAUCGGAGAAGCCUCCAUUGGUCAAGACAUGGACGAUGACUCUUGCAUCCCUGCUGCAGCCAUUUUGGGGAACUCCAACAUCCUCCUGUGUUCAAGUGCAGAGGAGGAGGCUCUGGAGGACUUGAAAGGAGAUGACCUGGAUGACUUGGUGCCCAGCUUAGAGAUGGCAGUGACUCCAGAGAUGGCUGCAUCCGUCCCCGACAUCGAUCUGAGCGGCCCCUUCUGCCUCUCAGACUGGGAAACCCUGUACAAGUCGGUGGCAAACGACCUUGAAUCUUUGAGCACGCCAGUCAUGUCUUCCAGUCCCACUUGUAGCAAUUACCGCACAGUGUUUUCCUUUAAUUACUCUGAGAUUGAUUCCUUGGCUGAGGGCUUCGAGAGCCUCAAAGGCAGCCUUGGUGCGUCUGAGUUAAUGAAAGAUAGUCUUAACUCUCCAACACUUCUGGCCUUGUGAAUGCAAAGAAGUUAUGCAAAUGAUACUGUAAUUGUAUUCUAACCAGCCAGCAAGCUAUGAUCUCUCUCAAAAACAAUGUUUUGUAGCGUGUGUUUUGAUGUUGUGUAAAUCAAACAUCGGAGGUUGUGUACAUGACAUGUUUUCUGUGACUGUAACAGGGUUGACUUCUUCCACACUCCUGGUGCAAUUCUCUGAGGUGUGACUUUGCGCUGGUGACAAAAAUGCAUGCAAAUACAAGUUAUCCGUGAUCCAAGAAGAGGUGGUAUCUUGUGUUUUUUAAAUGUGAUGUGAAGUUAGAUCAUGCUCAAUAGCCUAAUGUAUGUGUAAUACUGUUGAUAAAGUUGUGUUGUAGCAAGUGAAAAUAGCAGGGUUACUAAUGUGUAGUGUAUAGGUGUCACAUCUUGCUGUAAGGUGUCCCCUAUCAUGGCAUUUCCUUUCAUGUUUUUCCAUUAAAAAAAGAUCAUGUCAUGUAUUUUAUCAAGAUGUAUUUUAUGACAUAGUUUAUUUUUUUACUUAUCAAAAAUGAUCAGAUGCAAAAAUAUUAUAACGCUGGAAAUAAAAUAAGACAACCACGUGAUGUGUUGCUGUUGUUAUUACUCUGUCAGGAAUAUUCACUUCAAUAAACAGUCUCACCAUAGGGUCCAUUCACUGGCUGUUCUGGAGUUUUCUGUCAUAUCACAUGAUCUCCAUCAGCAGACAGAGUUUGCUCAGUCGUAAUGGAAUGGCAGAUGUUCAGAUUUCCUUAAGGGCUUCUUGUCUCUAAAGUGUCUCAACUGGUUCUCAGCUUGUCACUUCAUCUGCUGAUGAACACCAUGUAACAUGAUAGAUGGCUCCAAAACUGUGUUUUCCCAGUUUGAGAAUUCAUUUUGAACCUCUGAUUUAAAAAAAAAGGAAAAUCAAUUAAAAUUCCAUGACAAUUGAAUGAAUACAUUUUUCAAAAAAGAUCAUAAGAUAUUGACCAAAAGCUCCAGAACAGCUCCUAAAUGGAUCUUGUAGUAAGACUUGACAGUUGUUUGGCCCUUAUUUUUUUGUCCAUGGUUGUUUGACCUCUUUUUGUAGGCAUUUUGCAUCUAUUUGUCAUUAUUUAUG
Messenger RNA from Centropristis striata (black sea bass), 2570 nucleotides. Its product is annotated as protein c-Fos-like. The transcript is spliced from 4 exons. Bases 309 to 1481 code for a protein of 390 amino acids. Gene Ontology annotation, biological process: regulation of transcription by RNA polymerase II. Gene Ontology annotation, cellular component: nucleus. Lineage: Eukaryota; Metazoa; Chordata; Actinopteri; Perciformes; Serranidae. The record is from RefSeq and is a predicted model, not a curated record. Gene Ontology annotation, molecular function: DNA-binding transcription factor activity, RNA polymerase II-specific; RNA polymerase II cis-regulatory region sequence-specific DNA binding.